UUUUGUCUUUUCUCAUAGGCUUACUUGUUCUGUGUUCUCGCAGUCAUAAAUGUGUUAACUAACAAUAAAAUAUGUUUACGUCUUUUUAAAAUUUUUUAUGUAAAAGAUUUUUUAUGAUUUAAAAUGAAAUUAAAUAAUUCCUUAUUGUUGACCCUAUCAUGCUUUGCGUGCAUUUUCGCAAUGAUUGUACUUCCUGACGGUUAUAAAUCGGUUGGCAAAAGUUGGCCUGAGCUUCUGAAUAAGCCCAUGGAAGAGGUCAAGCAAGCCAUUUUGAAAGAAAUUGCAAAUGUGCAGUUUGUUGUGCACAAUGUGGAUAACUACAAGAUGUAUCCUUCAGAAUUUUGGUUCAAGAAGGUCAGACUCGUUGUAAAUGGUUCCAACGUUGUGGUCGAAGAACCACCCAACUUUUGUGGAAUGGAACCUGAUUUCAGCUUGGUUGGCGGUAUUGUUGGACAAAAGUACAAGACUGUUCUGGAUACUUUGCAUGAAAAGAUUCCAACAUUGAAGGUGAGUGUCUUCAAGAAUGGAGAAAAAAUUCAUUCAACCUCUGCAGAUGAUGUGGACUAUGCAAGAUUAGAUGUUGACAGUACAGAAAAGGUUAUGAAAGAAGCCACCUACGUCAGGGUCGUCGUUGACGCCUGAGGUUGCUUCAUUCACCGUGGCGCUGAGUGGAAACGCUUCGUGAAAUAACACUAUGCAAUGCCUUUUCUUGAAAAAAUAAUUUUCGUUUAACAUUUUGCUGUCAUGCUUCUUAUUGAUUUAUUUUUACAUUUUACUUUUGUUGUUUUCGGACUGCACAAUUGCGUAAACCAUCUAAAUUGAGUGAACGUUGUUAUUGUGUAUGUUGUAAGCUGGUUCAUUUAUCAUGCAAAAAAUUUUCAAACUCAUUCAGCAAGGCACAUGUUAUUGUUAAUUUUUUCAAAUUUAGCUAUUUUCUAUUCUAUAUAUUAAACAAUGAAAUUGACCAAAAAAUCAAUCAAAAAUUGUUCAUAAGAAUCAUAAAUGUUUUGUCUGUGAAUUACUAACAAUUUGUUAAUAUGUCUUAUUAUUUUAAACUUUGUAAAACUUACGUAUAAAAGUUAAAAAAUUUG
Helobdella robusta is the source of this 1091-nucleotide messenger RNA. RefSeq lists its product as hypothetical. Lineage: Eukaryota; Metazoa; Annelida; Clitellata; Rhynchobdellida; Glossiphoniidae. The record is from RefSeq and is a predicted model, not a curated record. Gene Ontology annotation, biological process: response to wounding. The transcript is spliced from 8 exons. Gene Ontology annotation, molecular function: serine-type endopeptidase inhibitor activity. The coding region runs from base 124 to 642 and encodes 172 amino acids.